CUGUCAAAUUCACUAGUGUCGCAUAUGUUCUUGUCAGCAUGCCAAAUAAACCAUUUACAUCCCACCAUUCAAACGUUCUGAAGGAGGUCACUUAUUCGUCAGCACCAGCAAAAUAUGGCAAUGAAACAGUGAUCAUUACCAGGUCGACAAGCCGUACACUGUUCGAACAAACAACAACGUCAAUAUUCAAAAACUUUUCGUAUUUGGGACAACCAGACUACUGCAAUAGAAACCCUUUCAAGUAUUACACACAAUGUAACGCAAUCCCGGGGCUAAAAACGGGUUUAGCUGAUGGGGGCAUAUCAUUCUCAUUUAAUACUUUUAGUCAUUAUUCCGCCCAAGAGCAUCCUAACCUUUUUCAUUACUCCGGUUAUCCAACUAAAAACUUAAAUCAACACUGCCGUUGGCAGGAUACUCAACAAUCGUUAACUUCAGACCAGCAAAUUGCUUUGAACCAAUUGAGAAGAAACGGAUUAGAGUUGAUGGUAAUUCAGGAGAAAAUGAAUCAAUACCCAUUACAACUCAGAUCAAGUUACGAUCGAUCUACAUCUACAGUAAACUUGCCAUCCGAAACAUCUGAAGUUGUUCCCUCUCGUAUUUGCGAAAUAACUCCCUCUGGAUCAACACAUCAACGAUCCGUGUCACAAAAUACCAGUUUACCAGCUGAGAAUAAGAUCAGAAAGUUAGUGUUAACAAAAUCUCCCGACUUGCAAAAACAACAGACUUCAUCAGACGCAGAUCAUGGCGAAGAAGACCAUAAAGAAACUACGAAGCAAUAAGUAAAAAAGCAGCAUAGUAGCCUUUGUGUUAUAACAAAAUGCAAACGAACAUCAUUUAAUCAAAUUCUGAAAAUAUAACUAAAUUCUCCAAAUUUAAGUUAUUUCAUACUAGAAAUAGACAGGCACGACAGUAUGGAAAGUACCAAGAAAAGCGUCAAGCACACACUGAAUGAAUUAUCAUCCCCAAAAACUUCAAGGGUGACAGGUAAACACGUUGCUCCCAUUUAUAAACGAGGUUCCAUUGACAGUGGAGUAAAGCGCUCUGCAAUACGGGGAACGAUCAGAGAUAUUCGUAGGCUAAACCAAUUGGCCAAACCAUAUCGUUACCUAGAAAAUGCAUUGGAUCGCUAUAAAGAUCUGGUGCCGCCACAAUCUAAGAAAGAACCGCCUCGGGAUAUCAAAGCUGAAGUGAGUCCAAAAGCCCUAAAAUAUAUAGCCAGCGACAGAAUUAAGGAAUUAGCUCAACCUAUUCGGCGAUAGCAACGGAAGUGACUUAUAAAACAUUACUAUUAAAUAAAAGCUAUAAAAAAGGUA
Molecule: messenger RNA, 1313 nt
Organism: Photinus pyralis (common eastern firefly)
Lineage: Eukaryota; Metazoa; Arthropoda; Insecta; Coleoptera; Lampyridae
Exons: 5
Coding region: 39-779 (246 amino acids)
Source: RefSeq, a predicted model, not a curated record